AUGCGCCCGCCGACCAAGAAACGAAAAAUUGCGGCCCCCGCACAGCCGGAGGAAAUAUCAUUCAACCCAGAUUCCCGCGCAGAGUUUCUGACCGGCUUCCACAAGCGAAAAGUACAGCGCGCGAAAAAGGCCCAGGAGGCUGCAGAAAGAAGAGCCAAGGAGGAGCGGAGAGAGACACGGAAGAAGAUCCGACAAGAACGAAGGGCAGAAUUCGAAGAAGCGUUGAAGCGACAUAGAGCUGAGAUGGAGGCGCUGAAUGGACUCCCUGCCACGGGGGAAGAGUCUGGCUAUGGCUCGGAUCAAGGCGGAGACGAUGACGAGGAAGAAGAAUGGGGCGGAAUCGUCGAACCACCGCCUGUGGACUACGAGGCCGAAUAUAUUGAUGAGGAUAAAUAUACGACCGUCACGGUGGAAGAGAUUGAAGCUACUAGGGAGGGACUGGUGCCGAGGAGAGAACUAAACGAGAAAAAAGAUGAUGAAGAUGAAAAUUCAGGGGACGAAGAGGAAGGGGAAGAGGAAGAAGGAGCCAAAGAGAAGGACGACGGAAAGUCGAAAAAGAAGAAGAUAUGGACGAAGGAUAACCCGAAUAAAGAUGUGAAGAAGAAACGGAAGCGGAAGCGGGAUUUCAAGUAUGAGAGUCCGCUGGAGAGGAAGCUAAAUAGGGCCAAGGAGCGUGGGAGGAAGAAGAAGCAGGCUGAGGCAAGGAAGGCGAAGAAAGGGUGA
Trichophyton benhamiae CBS 112371 is the source of this 723-nucleotide messenger RNA. Its product is annotated as protein required for cell viability Rrp17, putative. The coding region runs from base 1 to 723 and encodes 240 amino acids. The transcript is spliced from 2 exons. Gene Ontology annotation, cellular component: nucleolus. The record is from RefSeq and is a predicted model, not a curated record. Gene Ontology annotation, molecular function: RNA binding. Lineage: Eukaryota; Fungi; Ascomycota; Eurotiomycetes; Onygenales; Arthrodermataceae.